AUGUCUUCAAUGAAACGAAACCUUUAUAGCUUCCGAGAAGCCGCUGAGCCUUGGCAUCUCUUCCCUCUUUCUUCACUCUUUGUUUUUGGACUUUCCAGUCUUGCGCUGGCAGCUCCGACCAGGACACAUGAGAAACGAGGAAACUUGGCCAAACGUGCUUCAGUGACCCAAACACCCACGACUGGGUAUGCCACUCAAAACGGUAGUACGACAGGUGGUAAAAGAGGAUCUACAACUACGGUCUCAACCUACGCUCAGUUCACCGCCGCCGUGACUGACGGCACUGCUCGGAUCGUGAUUGUGAAGGGUACCAUUACGAAAGCAGCGCGGAUUAAGGUUGGAUCCAACAAAUCCAUCAUUGGACAGGAUUCUAGUGCAAGUCUCUUGUUGGCCUCGGUCUUUUACAUUAAAUCCAAGAAGAACGUCAUCGUUCGAAAUCUCAGCAUCUCUAAAGUUCUCGUUGCUAACGGCGACGCCAUUGGUAUCCAAGCCAGCACCAACGUAUGGGUCGACCAUUGCGAUGUCUCCAGCGACACCGACCAUGACAAAGACUACUACGACGGACUCGUCGAUGUGACCCACGCCUCAGACUUCGUCACCAUUUCAAACACCUUCUUGCACGACCACUGGAAGGCGUCUUUAGUCGGCCACUCCGACUCUAACGGCGAUGAGGAUACCGGCCAUCUCCGCGUAACAUACAACAACAAUUACUGGUACAACAUUCACUCGCGCGGCCCCUCUGUCCGGUCCGGAACUGUCCAUAUCUACAACAGCUACUACCUUUCCGUGGACAAUGGCAUCAACACUCGCGAUGGUGCGGUGGUGCUUGUGCAAUCGAAUGGCUUUGACGGCUCCUCGAAGCCGCUGUACAGCACUGACUCGGGAUAUGCUGUUGCGUCUGACAACGUCUUCGGAGAUGAGGGCAGAAUCAAGCCUUCAAGAGUUCCCUUGGGGUGACGAACACGAUAAUAGCUAUAUUUCCUGAUUCGUCCCUCUCAAGCCCACGGCUUGACCGUUCGCUGAGGUGAAGAAAAGUGUUAUUCUUUUGUCCAUAUUUGACUUUCUGUUUUCAUAUUUAUCGUAGUAUAGCUGCUUAUGUAUAUGCAUUAUGUGCUUG
Messenger RNA from Mytilinidion resinicola, 1117 nucleotides. RefSeq names its product pectin lyase-like protein. Bases 1 to 957 code for a protein of 318 amino acids. The record is from RefSeq and is a predicted model, not a curated record. Lineage: Eukaryota; Fungi; Ascomycota; Dothideomycetes; Mytilinidiales; Mytilinidiaceae. The transcript is spliced from 5 exons. Gene Ontology annotation, molecular function: pectate lyase activity.